Messenger RNA from Paramecium sonneborni, 926 nucleotides. NCBI's taxonomy places the organism in Eukaryota, Ciliophora, Oligohymenophorea, Peniculida, Parameciidae. The record is from the annotation of a GenBank genome assembly.
AUUUAAUGGGAUCUUGUAAAAGUUGCGAACCUCCUUAAGAAGAUAAGAUUUUACAUGGAUAGGUUAAUGAUUCAAGAAGGCCAAAGAGUGCUGAGAUUAUAGCUCCAUUAACAGGAGAAACAGAAGUUAGUAGAGAUAAAAGAGGAACAUUUACUUAUGAAAAUGGAGCAACAUAUACUGGAGAAUGGUACUACAUUAUUUAAUAUUUUGUUUUGGAUUGGUAUAUGUCGUGAUGGUUAUGGUACUUAAGUUUGGCCAGAUGGUGCUUAGUAUGAAGGAUAAUGGAAAGAUGAUAAAGCUUAAGGAAAAGGUAUCUUUAAACAUGCUGAUGGGGAUAUAUGUAAAAUUAUUAAUCUAAUAUUUAGAUGAUGGAGAAUGGGAAAAUGAUAAAGCUAAUGGAUAUGGUACUUAUAUUCAUUCGGAUGGUUCUAAAUACGAAGGGUUCUGGAAAGAUGAUAAAUAACAUGGAUUUGGAACUGAAACUUGGACAGAUGGAAGUAAAUAUGAGGGAACCUAUAAAUAUGGAAUGAAAAAUGGAUCUGGAACCUAUUAUUGGCCAGAUGGAAAAAAUUAUUAGGGUUAAUGGUUGUAAAAUAAAAUGACAGGAUAUGGUGUAUGUAAUUGGAAAGAUGGAAAAACUUAUAUAGGUGAAUGGUUAGAUAAUAAUAUGCAUGGUCAUGGUAAAUAUACUACUUCAGAUGGCAAAUCAUAUGAAGGAGACUAUUAUUUUGAUAAAAAACAUGGUUUUGGUACUUUUACAUGGCCUGAUGGUAAAAAGUAUUCUUUUAUUUUUAUUAUUUAGGUAUUCUGGAAAUUGGAAAAAGGGCAAGUAACAUGGUAAAGGUAAAAUUAUAGUAGAUAAAAUUGAGAAGCAUGGAAUGUGGGAAGAUGGUAAACGUAUUAGAUGGAUUGAAGAUGAAGAUUGA